GCUCACUCUCCACUGUUCUUUAUCAAAUACUGCUACUAUCUUUCAUGCCAGUGGACUAGUAAUAGGAGGGAGGGUAAAGUGGUCUCCAUCAACGCCUGUAUCUUUGUCAUAUUAGAAACUUGCAGGGAAUCAUAGCCAUUAAUUUCUAAUCCCCUUUCUUCAUCCUUUGGGGAGGAGGAAGGGACUCAUUCAUAGGUCAAGAAGGGGGCUGCCUGCAAUAAGGGUUUUGGAGGGAGAGAUUUUAUGUCGGCAGUCUUCCCUCUUGCUCUUGUGUUUAAGGCUCCGUUUAAGCUUUGUUUCACACCUCACUCUGCUCACUGUAUGCAAAAGUUCCUCUGCCGUGCAUCCGAGCAGAGCAGCCCCUCUUUUCUCUCAACUGUUUCGAUGCGUUUGAGGCCACAGAGGACUUGGUCUGGAGUCGUGUGUUUUGACGGCUACCACAUAAACUGGGUAUUCAAUCUCUUCUUGUUCCUGAGAAGUAACUGGUUCCAUUCGAAGCUUUGAUUUAGGGCCUUUGUUAGUCAAUGAAGCGAAAGGAGAGGUCUUUCUAGUUUACACAUAGAGAAGUAUUUGAUUUUUGCCCAUUUUCUUGCCUUUAUUUCGACAUCAAUUUUGUGAGGGGGUUCUUGCUUCGGGGUUUUGAAGUUGUUAUAACCAAGAACUUAAAUAUGCCAAAACCCCGAAGGCCAAUUUCUUUUACUAAUGAAGCUUUGAACCGAAGGACGAAGAUUAAACCUGAACCCACUAAACCCAUGAGAAAAAUCCGAAUUUUUUGUAAUGACCCUGAUGCUACCGAUUCAUCUGAUGAUGAUGGCGUCGGUAAGGUGAAGUCCAAGCGCUUUGUCCGUGAACUUUGUUACCCCGUCGUGGAUAACGGUUGUCUGUCGCAAACCUCUGAAUCUGAAAGUUCUGUUGAGGAUCUCACCUGCAAGAAAAGCUCUACGAAGAAAAGGGUUCAUUUGCAGCUUACUACUACCAAGCCGUGCGCUGCUACAGAGAAACUCAGAGGUGUCCGCCAGCGCAAAUGGGGGAAAUGGGCGGCUGAAAUUCGAGACCCUCUUCAGCAGAAGAGGGUUUGGUUGGGUACCUACAGUUCUGCAGAGGAGGCAUCAAGAGCUUAUGAAAAAAAGCGUCUUGAAUUCGAGGCAUUGGUUAACAGCAGCUCGGAAUCUCUCUCGAAAAAGGACUCCAAUGUUGUGAACUAUGCAUCUGUCUGCUCUCCGUCACCUUCUAAGCCCGUAGACAUUCUGAUUCCCAAGAAUGAUGGCUCUGAGGAUUCAGUUGGAAGUGGUGCUUCCUUCUGGCAUACAUCUUCAUCAUCACAGCUUGAGUUGGAUUCACUGAACUCUGCAGCUGACAAACAAUCCAGAGAAGAAGCAUGUGAUAGCAAGCCUGUCGAGAAGAAAUCUAAUGUUAUAUCUAGAAGUGAGGAGGUGUUGGCGCUGCCACAGAUCGGAGAAGAUUUGGACUUGGAUAUGGAUCUUCAUUCAUUGAUCUUCGACUUGGAAGAUGGAUGUGUUUCACCCAUGGCUGACCUUUUGGAUGCAUUUGAUGAUCUUCCCAUUGAUGGAUUUCAUGUUGGUGAUGGUCAGUCCUGUCUUCUGCUAGAUUUUGAUGACCUUGAUUUCGACGACGAAAUCCUACCUUGGAUGGAUAUUGAUAAGCCCAGUUUAAUGAAGGAGUCCCAAUCUCUGGUGAGGGGUGCAUCACUUAAUGUUGCAUGCACUUAAGUUUUGCAGUUUUGAAGAGUGUUCGUGUAUGGACUGAAAAACUCAGUUCUGAGGUUUUAAGUUGUCAUCAAGUUUUGAUUUGUUAUGUUUUUCAAGAGAGUAAUUAGGGAUGCUUUAUGUAAUGUCUGAAGAGCUCUAUGGGUUUUUGUGUGCUAUUAGAGCCGUCCAUAGAGCUUUCUUCAAGCUGAGUGUUCUAAAGUUGCUUCAGAGUGUUACUCUGGAUUUUGGUCCAAGGAAACUUGUUAACUC
This is a messenger RNA of Andrographis paniculata, 1979 nucleotides long. RefSeq names its product ethylene-responsive transcription factor CRF2-like. Gene Ontology annotation, molecular function: DNA binding; DNA-binding transcription factor activity. The transcript has 3 exons. The record is from RefSeq and is a predicted model, not a curated record. Lineage: Eukaryota; Viridiplantae; Streptophyta; Magnoliopsida; Lamiales; Acanthaceae. Bases 669 to 1730 code for a protein of 353 amino acids. Gene Ontology annotation, biological process: regulation of DNA-templated transcription.